AUGCCCUCCACUGUAACAUCGCUGCACCCGGACCUACCCUCGCCCUGCCUGCCCGCCGUCUUUGGACGCUUCGUCCCUAAGUACGGCGACCUGGGCAUCUGGGCGCCAGAAGGCAUAGAUGCGCUGCGCGUCUGGCAGCUGCGGUGCCCCCGCGGGCGGCCUUUUGUCUGCGUGGUAGCCGAGCUCGCCGAAAAGAAGAACCGCAGCUGUCUCGAGGGGGUCAUCAAGGAUCUGGCUGAAUUAGUCGUUACGCCACUGAUGCUCAAUGCAGCUUCGCUGGGCGAGUGCAGAGACGAGGCUUGGAUGACGUUCAAGUAUCGCAUGCUACCCUCACUGCUGCUAAAGCCGCGCGGAUACGAAAAGAGGGCAAAGAGAGAAAUGAGAACCGACUACGCCCGCAACACCAACCCCGAGCUCAGUACGAUGCCCCUCUCCGACAUGAGCAUCCUGGUCAAGCCUGACCUGUCGGGCAUCGCGUGCGUGAUGGAGUGGCGGGUCUCACCCCUGCCCUUCGGGGCGAGCCUCGCCGCGGUCCAGUGUCUGCUGGGCACCAACUUGGGGAAUGACGACUGGCUAUACUAUCCCUCGGACCCCUUCGAGCUCUCGCGGCUCCUCAUUCAUUCCGUUCACUACCUCCUCUGCAGAGAGACGAAUACGGUGCUGAAAGCCACGGGCCGGAGGAGGUUACUGGUUGCCAUGCGAUUUGGCUACGCGUUCGAUUUUGGCCCAAAAGUGGCCAGUGACCCCCGACGGUUCCGAACAUCGCAUCUAAGUCGAGUCAUGUGUGCGUUUGAGGAGCUGUAG
Cryphonectria parasitica EP155 is the source of this 804-nucleotide messenger RNA. RefSeq lists its product as uncharacterized. The coding region runs from base 1 to 804 and encodes 267 amino acids. The transcript has 4 exons. Lineage: Eukaryota; Fungi; Ascomycota; Sordariomycetes; Diaporthales; Cryphonectriaceae. The record is from RefSeq and is a predicted model, not a curated record.